UUUCGAUGAGGCUGUUGCAGUCUGCUUUAGUGUGUUCACUUCACCCACAAGAGAAUACAACUAUUAUCCAGUGCUAUUCAAGUGACAUUGAACAACUUUUUACCAAUUAUAUCUUAAGGGUCCACCACAUUCACAAUGAAAACCCCCAUCUACUGGUCUUACCUUAUAGGCCGACUACUCUUUCUGUUUUUACAUCAAGGGAGACGUACUGCCAUGUUCCAACCCAGUACGAAUUGGAUGUCACGGCAGUUUCCAUGUGACGUCAAAGGUGGACACUUUGGAAGGCCAAGACUCGUGUUCGACUGUGGGGAAAAAAAACUUCGAAAAGUACCUGAAGGGAUAACCAGCAAUGCCACUGUGGUCAUUUUUAAAAAAAACGAUCUUCAGCAAAUACCAGGGAAUGCGUUUUCUCAUCUGGAAGAUCUCGCUGAACUUAAUCUUUCCCAGGCCAAAAGGAACGGACUGAGGAACGUCGACAUCAAUGAGGAUGCUUUCAAUAAUUUGACAAAGCUGCUAUCACUGGAUUUAAGCAACAAUCGUCUGACUUAUAUCCCCGGAAAUCUUCCUCCCAGUUUGAAAACGAUUUGGCUAAACAAUAACAGCUUCCUGGUGCUCAACAAAAACAGCUUUUCUGGUGUAAGAAAUGUGACACAUCUAUUCUUGCACAAAAACUGCUAUUUUAGCAAUAAGUGCUUCAAGCAAGUGAGUAUUUCAGAUGACAGUUUGGCAGUUUUGACAAAGCUUGAGGUUCUCGACCUUUCCUCAAACAAUCUAACACGAGUUCCAAAGGGACUACCAACAACGCUAACCAACCUGGCACUUAGUGACAACCAAAUACAUUACAUUUUUGAAGAGGACUUUAAAGAGCUCCAUCACUUAAAAGCACUGACAGUACAUGGAAACUGCCCAAGAUGUGGAAAUGCUCCAUAUCCCUGUGUACCUUGCCCCAAUAUUUCUCUUGGAAUCCAUCCUAAUGCAUUUGCUAACCUUACCCAACUAAAGACGUUACACUUAGCAGGCAACUCCCUAACAGUACUUGACGAUUUUUGGUUUGAAAAUCUCAGACAUCUGACAAAACUCAAGCUAUCAUUCAAUCUUUUACAAAAUGCCAUUCAGGGCGAACUGAAGAGUUUUAGUAGUCUUUCAUAUUUACAGCACUUGGAUCUGUCCUUCAAUUUUGGCCAUAAAGCAUACCCAAAGACCGUUCAGCUGUCAAACGGUUUUUCAAAGCUUAGGUCGCUUCGAGUAUUGCACUUGGUUGGUUUGGUUUUCAGAGAAAUUGAAUUUGAUACUUUGAAACCUCUUUUUUCACUCAAAAACCUAACUGUGCUAAAUCUAGGGACUAACUUUAUUGUUCACUCUAAUUCCACCAUAUUCAAAGAUCUCCCACAGUUGCAAAGCAUAUACCUAUCAGAAAACAGACUGUAUCCCGUUUCAGUAAGUACGCCUAGCCCACCUGGCCAGGGAGGAAAUGUUAAAGCCGACCUGAUUUCUUCACCGCACCUGAUGGCCAACUCGUUGAAUUCUGGUAUCACUUUGGCUAAUCCAGAGUGUAUCAAGGCAGGUCGUGUGCUGAGUUUUAGCUCAAAUAAUCUUUUCUUCAUUAGUCGUGAGCAAUUUGAAGGCUAUGAUAAUAUCUCAUGCCUUAACCUUUCAAGAAAUGGGUUUUCAUCUGCAUUAAAUGGGACAGAAUUUGAGUCGUUGCCAAACCUCACAUAUUUGGAUCUGUCAUUUAAUAAGAUUGACUUGGCCUAUAGUGAUGCAUUCCAAGAAUUACAGAAGCUAAAGGUAUUGGACAUCAGUUUCAACGACCACUACUUUAAAGCCUAUGGGAUCACACAUAAUUUAGAUUUUGUUAAAAAUCUGCCUUUUCUUGAGAUAUUAAAUAUGAGCAAUAAUUGCAUUCAUACUUUAACUACCAAAAUGUUACAGAGUGAUUCAUUAAAUGAGCUUCGAUUCGGACACAAUGAGCUUGGAACCCUUUGGAAAGAUGACUCGUAUAUAAAUCUGUUUAGAAAGCUCACUAAGUUGACAAUACUAGACAUUUCUUCCAACAACAUUGUUGCAAUUCCUGAUAAGGUUUACACUUUGUUACCACAGCAGCUCACAACCCUGUUCAUAAAUUACAACAAACUCUCGGAUUUUAAUUGGACCAAACUAGAACAUUUCAACAACCUCCAGAUCCUCGAUCUAAGUCACAAUGCUAUGACUUAUGUACGAAGCGUUGCCUCCCGUUCUUUAAGAACUCUGAAUUUGGCUCAUAAUCAAAUUGCACAACUCUCGAAUGGAUUUUUAGAGGGCGCCGUAAGCCUUACAACCCUCUUGCUGAACCACAACAUGCUGACUGUUAUCAACCAGACCAACUUCUUAACAAAACCUAAAAACUACCUUCAAAUGUUGUCUUUACAUCGGAACCCAUUUCAAUGCUCAUGUGACACACUGGAUUUUAUUCUGUGGAUUGAAGACAACAAUGUCACCAUCCCAAGCCUGACCACGGAUGUCUACUGCUUCGUAUCCUACGGCCAUCCUCAGGUGAUGAUUUACUUUGAGUUUGACCAGUGUGUCAACAACAGUCUGGCACUGCUGAUCUCAGUUCUCACAACUACCUUCCUCUUUUUCACCACGUCGAUGGCAACGGUGGCACACAUCUUCUACUGGGACGCCUCCUACGUCGUGUAUUACCUGAAGGCCAAAUGGAAGGGCUAUCGUUCUUCGGCCUCACAAGACAACGUGUACGACGUCUUCGUGACAUAUGACACCAAAGACCCCUGGGUCACGGAGUGGGUGCUGGAGACGCUGAGGGUGAAGCUGGAGGCGGAGGGGGAGAAGACGUUGCCCUUGUGUCUGGAGCAGCGGGACUGGCCCCUCGGUGUCCCCUUGAUCGACAACCUCACCCACAGCAUUCGCUACAGCCGCAAGACCCUGUUUGUGCUGACGAAGGCGUACGUCAAGACGGGGUUGUUCCGCUUGGCCAUGUACCUGGCCCACCAGCGGCUGCUGGAUGAGAACCUGGACGUGAUCGUGGUGCUGAUGUUGGAGCCUGUCCUGCAGAACUCCCACUUCCUGCGUCUGAGGAGGAGGCUGUGCGGGGAGAGUGUUGUGGAGUGGCCCAGGACUGCGGCUGCUGAGCCCUGGUUUUGGCAGAACCUCAGGAAUGUAGUCAGGGUGGACAACCAGACGAUGUACACCAGCACUUACUCUCAGUACUUCACCUGCAGCCGGGAGAGAGACUGAAGCUGUUGCUUGGAUGUUUUCCUUUUUCUGUAUUUCUUUCAUGUUAAGUUACUUAAAUUUACUUGUCGUUGUUGUAGGCUAUUUUUGCAGUUAUCUUUGAGAUAACUGCAAUCGUUGAGAGAUGCUUUUGAACUGAUCUUCUUUAUAGGUUGAAUGCAAUGAUAACAUGUGAUAAUAAUGAACCCCUUUUAACAGCCAAAUUUUUGGUCAUAGUGUUAUCAGUCUUUGUUUUGUAUUGCUGUUGUCUUGUGGUUUCGAUAGUUCCAUAAUAUAGGGCCUCUAUAUUUUGUAAUUAAGGUUGGCCUGAGGCUGAACUGUUGUCCUUUCAGAAAGGGUGGUCAACUCUCAAUACCAUUCAAAUAAUUAUAUAAAGACCUCUGUAAAGAUUAUUAGU
Messenger RNA from Gadus macrocephalus (Pacific cod), 3628 nucleotides. Its product is annotated as toll-like receptor 7. The record is from RefSeq and is a predicted model, not a curated record. NCBI's taxonomy places the organism in Eukaryota, Metazoa, Chordata, Actinopteri, Gadiformes, Gadidae. The transcript is spliced from 2 exons. Gene Ontology annotation, biological process: canonical NF-kappaB signal transduction; toll-like receptor signaling pathway; defense response to virus. Gene Ontology annotation, molecular function: protein binding; pattern recognition receptor activity. The coding region runs from base 136 to 3234 and encodes 1032 amino acids. Gene Ontology annotation, cellular component: plasma membrane.